Molecule: messenger RNA, 1578 nt
Organism: Effrenium voratum
Lineage: Eukaryota; Dinophyceae; Suessiales; Symbiodiniaceae
Source: the annotation of a GenBank genome assembly
CCGAGAUUUUUUUCACCCGAUCGGAAUGUGGCGAUGGGCGAAGCAGUGGUGCUUUGGCAAAACGCCUUGUGCAGAUUGAAUGAGGCCCGAUGCGAGGCGCAGGUCAAAUCCCACGGCGCCUGCAUCGCCGCCUGCGGCGCCGCAGCCUGGCGCUGCGCUGCCGCGGUCUUCGCGGCGCUGCCGAAGCGAAGUCUGCGGCAGAACGUGGUGACCUACAACUCCACGGCCGCAGCCUGCGAAAAGGCCUGGCGACGAUCCGCAGAGGUCUUGGCGGCGCUGCGGCGUGCCGCGCUGCAGCAGACGGAGAUCUCCCAAACCGCGGCCGUCCGCGCCUGCGAGAAGGGCACACAGUGGAGAAGGGCCGUGGGGGUUUUACAAGGAAACUGCGGCCUGCGUGGCAACGUGAUCACCUACAGCGCCGGCAUCAGCGCCUGCGAAAAGUCGGGGUGCUGGAGCUGUGCGAUGGAACUGCUCACCCAACUGCGGCGCAAGGAGAUCGAGCUGCAUGGUAUUACCUUGAACUCGGCGCUUAGUGCUUGUGGUGGGGCGGCCGCCUGGCGCAGCGGUCUGGGGCUGUACUCAGACGACGACCUGGACGUCGACGUGGUGCGCUGCAACGCGGCCUGCAGCGCCUGCGGCAACGCGAGGCGCUGGCGUCAGGCUCUGCAGCUGCUCCUGCUCUGCACCUCGGGGCGGUGGAGCCCCACGGUGGUGACCUGCAACUCGGCCAUCAGCUCCUGUGAGAAGGUCGGGCGCUGGCGAGAGGCGCUGGCGAUCUUCGAGACCAUGCACCCAGAGGCGAGCCGGGUGACCUGUAACUCUCUCAUCAGCGCUUGCGCUUCAGCGGGGCGCUGGCAGAGUGCGUUGGCGCUCCUUGUCCUCACUGCCCGCCGUUUUCGCGCUGAUUCGGUGGGCUUCAACGCGUUGGCGCGGGCCUGCGAGCGCGGGGGCGUGUGGCAGGUGGCGCUGGCGGUGCUGGAGGCGGCGAAGGAGAGACGUAUGGAGGACGUGAUCACCUACAACAGUUCCAUCAGCGCCUGUGUCAGCGCGGCCCAGUGGCAGCACGCGCUGGGCCUCCUCCAAGAGGCAAAGACCUGCCGACUGGCGGACGUCAUCACGUAUGGUGCGCCCAUGCCGGUAGUGCCUUGGCCUUCCGCGCUGUGGCUGCUGGAGGAGAUCUACUUUCAGCUGCUGGAAGUGGACGCCGUGGCGCAGCUGGGCGCGGUGGCCGCGGCAAGUUCGUGGCCCCGCGCGCUAUGCCUGGGGCUGGGGCUGAGGCGGCCGCAAGAGCCCAGCGUGGCGACCUGGAACUCCCUGCUGGCGAGUCCCUGGCGCAGCGCCUGCGCCCUGCUGGGCGCCAUGGCGCGGAGCUUUCUGCGGCGCAGCGGGGUGACCCGCAGCGCCGCGCUGGCGGCGCUGGCGGCGGAAGCACCGUGGCGCCAGGCCCUCCGCCUCGGGGCCGGCGAGGGCGACGUGCUGACGGCGGGGUUUCUGCUCACCGCCCUGGAGCGGGGCGGAAGCGCGGCGGCGGCACCGCGGCUCCUGGGGCAAAUGGAGCGGCGGAAGGUGCGGGAGCUG